This is a messenger RNA of Neltuma alba, 931 nucleotides long. RefSeq lists its product as uncharacterized. The record is from RefSeq and is a predicted model, not a curated record. Lineage: Eukaryota; Viridiplantae; Streptophyta; Magnoliopsida; Fabales; Fabaceae.
AUGGUUCUUCGUCUUGCCAGUUAUGCUCUCAUCACUCGCGCGCGGGUCGUUGUGCUCUCACGUCUCGCUCUGCCAUUUCAAACCCAGAAGUUUCUCUCGUCGUCUUCCUCUUCGUCUACAUCUUUCCAUUUCUCACCUUGGUCAGGCCUCCAAGCGUGGAGGCAAAGUCCUCUCAACGAGAAUCGUAGCUGGGGACCCAAUGGUCGAACCCCAGCUUCUUCGGCUGCAUCGACCACCGACGAUGCGCAUGAUGCCCGGAUUGGGGAAGCUGCUUCUUUGGCGGAGCUAGGCUCGCUGGUUCUUUCCACCAGUGAUCCUCUCACCAAGUGCCGAUUCUCUCAUCUCGCUUACUCCAGGUGGCGCCGCGAAAACCUCCCUCUUGGGCAAUUCACACACCCGCCCCGACCUGCCCGACCCGAAAAACCCAAAUUGGUUUCUCCGAAGGAAAUUCCUGAUCCCAAAAGUUCAGGUUUGCCACUGAAUGCUUAUAUGCUUCACCAUUUGGCCCAUGUUGAGCUCAAUGCAAUUGAUUUGGCGUGGGAUACGUUUCGGUUUUCUCCCUCCAGUGAAAUUCUUGGGGAGGGAUUCUUUGCUGACUUUGCUCAUGUUGCUGAUGAUGAGAGCCGCCAUUUUUCUUGGUGUUCUCAGAGGCUCGCUGAACUUGGUUUUAAAUAUGGAGAUAUGCCUGCUCACAAUUUACUGUGGAGUGAGUGUGAGAAAUCAUCAGACAAUGUUGCUGCACGUUUGGCAGUCAUCCCAUUAGUCCAGGAGGCUAGGGGCCUUGAUGCUGGGCCACGGCUGGUGCAGUUAGUGGGAUUUGGAGACAACAGGACAUCAAAAAUAGUCGCUAGGAUCGCUGAUGAAGAAGUUGCACAUGUAGCAACUUGCUAAAGGUGUACAAUGUAGAACUGAAGGGUCCGUUUAAUUUUUC